Penicillium alfredii is the source of this 1095-nucleotide messenger RNA. RefSeq lists its product as uncharacterized. Lineage: Eukaryota; Fungi; Ascomycota; Eurotiomycetes; Eurotiales; Aspergillaceae. The transcript has a single exon. The coding region runs from base 1 to 1095 and encodes 364 amino acids. The record is from RefSeq and is a predicted model, not a curated record.
AUGGCAAACACUAGGUUCCGCCUGGGAACCUUUCGGCAAUGGAAUCCUUUCCAAGAUAAAGCUCAGCCUCUGCAUGAUCUAUCCAAUAUUUGUCGAUACCCAAGUCCUGUCUCGAUCACUGCCACUCCGCCUCCCUCCAACGCUAGUGACACAGUCUCGAGGGCCCCGAAUGGUCAUUCUCUCAAAGCUGGAAAACAUCCCCUACCCGCCCGCCCGUCAGUCGAGGUUUGCAUGGAUAGUGGCCUACGGUCGGCUACUCAAGCUCCUGGUCUUGGACCAGCUGACUCAGAGCUAGUUAACCAGAGCUCUCCGACAUCUAAUUCCGACGAUCCUACCCAGCCUCGAGAAGUCUGCGGCGGUGAAAAUAUCGACCCUGUAAUCCUCUGCGAUAAAGGUUUCACUGGUACGAAGCAGAUCCGGGAAUCAGAGAGCGUCUCUGGUGUUGGAUCGGGCCAAGAUCUUGCUCUUGCGCAAGGAGAUUCCUUAUCGGGAUCUUGCGCCUCGGAGGUUGAUUCGCCCUCUCGCCUAAGCCAAGGUGCGCAGGGUAGGGCGACCGGUUCCAAUGAACAGAAUACCCAGGUCGGGAAACGCCGAAGCCCUGGGAGGAAACAUACUAAAAAGGUUUCCCGUCGGCUUCCCAAUUCAGGAACCCGUCACCGCAAGCAUCCGACUUUUUCCACUAUUCACUCUCAAUUCAUGGCUAUGUCAGUUGAAGGUCGACUGCAGUUUCUGUCUUGGCUGUUCGAGGGGGCUUUGUCACACUGUGUUUCUGUUUCCCCAAGUACAAAUGCCGCUUCUUCCAUCGGCUGCAGUCCAUAUAUUGACACAGAAAUGGCGUGUGACCGCGACCAUCCAAACUUGGGUGCCGAGAUUGCAGAUGUGCAGAAUGCACCAUCCACGAGAAAGGGCCUACUAUGGUCCGAGGAGGAAGGUCGCCUCUUAGUGAAGCUUAGGGAUGAGCAAAAGCUCGCUUGGUCAGAGUUGACUGAGCAUUUUACACGAGAAUUUCCCGGGCGGAGUAAAGGGUCUAUACAAGUGUACUGGAGCACUAAACUCAAGAAAGAACGGUUGUCCUGGUCUUUUCCUUCCGAUUGA